This is a messenger RNA of Myzus persicae (green peach aphid), 1955 nucleotides long. RefSeq names its product sentrin-specific protease 1-like. The coding region runs from base 636 to 1811 and encodes 391 amino acids. Gene Ontology annotation, biological process: protein desumoylation. Gene Ontology annotation, molecular function: deSUMOylase activity. Lineage: Eukaryota; Metazoa; Arthropoda; Insecta; Hemiptera; Aphididae. The record is from RefSeq and is a predicted model, not a curated record. The transcript has 3 exons. Gene Ontology annotation, cellular component: nucleus.
UGUACUGCAGCUAUCAUUAACGUCUUUAGGCGGCGGUGUACAAGUGACGUUUGGUACUAGCAGUUGAUAACCGAUGCAAUCGUGGACAAAUCGUCGCUCUGGGACAAAUGAGAUAGUACUACCCUACCCAUACCUAACCGAAGACGACGCUCUAACCUCUUAAUACGCUUUCGCGGUAAUAUAGCCCGUCCGUCAAUCUGUGUUUAUGCGUUUGUUGAUGUGUUGCGUCUAAGCUAGCGUCUAACAUCAGAUUUAAUAACAUUAUCGUCCAUUUUAUUUUCCACCGUUUCGCUACCUCGCUACUUAGCCUAUAUUUUUACGUCGCCCUCGUUUUUAAACCGACAGCCGCCGUACUUCUUACACGACCGUAGGGACUUCCCGAUCAAGUGAUUUCGAUCACUACGUUCGUCGACCACCACGCUUCUGUCGUCACUGAUGAUUUUUUCGUCUGGUGCGAUCAAGUUCUCAACACUCGUCUAGGACUCUCCACUAACGGUAUAUCAAACUGGUGAUCAACUUGUCGACUGUCUAUACAACUUGAACCUUAAAGUUGAAAUACUUACCUGGCCCUAUAAAAAUUAAAUUGUUAAAAGAAUUUGUAUCAAAUAAUUUCAAUUAAUCAGUAAUCAAACAAUAUGGCAAACCCGGAUGAAUUUUACUUUAAUGUUAUUGUUGAAGCUACUGAUGAUGAAACUACUUCUCAUGAAUGUAACCCUGUUUCACCAACGGAUGAUCAGUUGCUAAACCAAUUGGAUGUUGAUGAUCAGUUGCUAAACCAAUUGGAUGUUGAUGAUCAGUUGCUAAACCAAUUGGAUGUUGAUGAUCAGUUGCUAAACCAAUUGGAUGAUGAUCAGUUGCUAAACCAAUUGGAUGUUGAUGAUAUUUAUGUAUCAAUGGUAGAUGAUAAUAAUACUUUUCCAUUUGAAAAUCCAUCACAAAUAGUUCUGAAUCAAGAAAAUUCCAAUGUUGAUAAUGGCGAUAAUGGGGCACAGAAUCCUGAAAUUGUUGAUUUGAGUGAAGAGGAUGGAAAUACAAUCAUCACUGAAGACCCAAUAGUAGAUAUUACUGGCAUACACAUGAUAGCAAUGUCAGAAGAACAAAUAACAAGAUUUCCUACCCACGAAGUACACAUUUAUGAAAAUGUAAUUAACUAUUUGAGGGAAAAGACACUAAAUUUUGUUGUGAAUAGGAAAACUGCUAGAGGCUAUGAGUUGCAAGUAAAACAUAUUAUGGUCUUACUUACUCCCAAUUCAUGGCUUACAGAUACAAUAAUUCAAAAUUAUAUGUUUUUAUUGGUCAGUUAUUGUGAGAAUGCAUUCUCAUUUAGUACAGAUAUGUUGGCUAGUUAUGAACAACGUGGGUACCAAUCUGUUCAAAAGUUUUUUAACAGUAAUGAUCUGAGUAAUGUGGACUUUGUUUUUGUGCCAAUCAACCCUGGUCAUAAUCAUUGGGCUCUAUGUGUUAUUGAAAUAUGGAAAGGUAAAAUUGAAUAUUAUGAUAGUUUAAAGAAUAUAGAUAUUUCAAAAGAACUCAAAGUGGUGACUGACUUUUGUAAUGAGGCACUUAUCGACUAUGUGAACAAUUCAAAUGUGGAUCGAGCUUUACCAACGGAAUGGACAUAUGAAACAUGUUAUUCUCCCGAACAGUUGAAUAAUACUGAUUGCGGUGUAUUCACUUGUAUGAAUGCCAAGUAUUACAUAUUUUCCCAGAGACCUGAAUUCACUCAAGAGGAUAUUCCCAUCUUCCGGCAAACAAUAGCUUAUGAGCUUAUGAACACCUGCCUUGAACCUUUUUUAUCAACUGAUGAUUAGUUUGUUACGGGGUUUGUUAUUAUUUGAAUAAAAUUUAUUGUUAAAAUAUAUUUUAUUUUAUACUUGUUGUAUUAUGUAAAUAAUGUGUAUAAUCAAAACAUUAUGGCUAUUACUUUUGUACCUGAGGAGAGGUUUACAGGCCAG